Lolium rigidum is the source of this 1899-nucleotide messenger RNA. Its product is annotated as probable lysophospholipase BODYGUARD 1. NCBI's taxonomy places the organism in Eukaryota, Viridiplantae, Streptophyta, Magnoliopsida, Poales, Poaceae. The transcript has 3 exons. The record is from RefSeq and is a predicted model, not a curated record. The coding region runs from base 34 to 1548 and encodes 504 amino acids.
GCGGAGGAGGUGAGGCGGACGGCACUGCGAGCAAUGCACCUUGCGACGUGCGUGUGGCAAGAGAAGAAGGCGGCGGCGGCGGGCAUGGGCGCCGCGGCCGGUGAGUGGGCGUUCAGCAGGGCGUCGGUGUGGGCGCUGCUGGCGGCGGCCGGUGGCGCGCUGAACUGCUUGGUGAGCUUCCUGGUGUUCUCGUUCCUGGACGUGCUGGACCCGGUGCUGUGCGUGGUGUACAAGGUGGUGGACUACGCCGUGGAGGCGGAGUGGAAGCCGUGCUACUGCUCCGCGGCGGCGCGCGCGGGCGGAGGUGGCGGUGGCGGUUCCGCGGCGGGGACGCUGUUCGCGCCCCCGCGGGUCGCGGCGGCGGCGGCGGGGCCGAAGGUGGUGCGGCUGUCGUCGUCGUCGGCGAACAAGAUGCAGGUGGAGGACGUGUCGGACACGCUGUACGUGCGGGCGUCGCUGCUGUCGGACGCGACGCGGAAGCCGGGUCCCUCCGCGCCGGCGCUGACGGUGAGCCCGGCCAUCGCGGAGCUGAUCCGCGGCAAGCUCGACCGGGCCCCCCGCCCGCCGCGGCAGGCGCCGUGCUGGUCCGACUGCGACUGCAAGCAGUGCCACUCGUGGAGCACGGGUGCCCGGUCCUCCCACCUCUACGUCCACGUCCAGUCCCCGCUGCCGCUCGCCGAGUCGUCUGCGACGGAGGCGGUGGUGUUCAUCCACGGGUUCAUCUCCUCCUCGGUGUUCUGGACGGAGACGGUGUUCCCGGCGUUCAGCCCGGGCGCACGCAGCAAGUACCGGAUGUUCGCGGUGGACCUGCUGGGGUUCGGCCGGAGCCCGAAGCCGGCGGAGUCGCUGUACACGCUGCGCGAGCACCUGGAGAUGAUCGAGCGGUCCGUGCUGCAGCGGUACCGGCUGACGUCGUUCCACGUGGUGGCGCACUCGCUCGGCUCCGUCCUCGCUCUCGCGCUUGCCGUCAAGUACCCCGACGCCGUCAAGUCGCUCACGCUGCUCGCGCCGCCGUACUUCCCGGUGCCGGAGGAGGAGGCCGGCGCGGCGACGCAGUACGUGAUGCGGCGGGUGGCGCCGCGUCGGGUGUGGCCGCCGAUCGCGUUCGGGGCGUCGAUGGCGUGCUGGUACGAGCACGUGAGCCGGACCAUCUGCCUCACCAUCUGCAGGCACCACCGCGUCUGGGACCGACUCUUCAGGAUCGUCACCAGAAACAGGAUGCGAACGUUCCUGAUCGAGGCCUUCAUGUGCCACACCCACAACGCGGCCUGGCACACGCUGCACAACAUCAUGUGCCUCAGCGCCAGCAAGAUGGGCGCCUACCUCGACGUCGUCUCCAACAACCUCUCCUGCAAGGUCGCGCUCUUCCACGGCCGCGACGACGAGCUGCUCCCCGUCGACUGCACGCUCGCCGUCGGCGCCAGGGUGCCCAGGGCCAGCGUCACCGUCUACAACAACAAGGACCACAUCACCAUCGUCGUCGGACAGGAGGAGCUCUUCGCCGCAGAGCUCGAGGCCAUCUGGAACGCCGCCGACCACCGCGACUAGCACCACCUUCUUACCUACCGCUAUAGUGAUCGAUCGUCGACAAUAGUGCACAGAAGAAGGGGGAGAUCAGGAAGGAGUUAAUGGCCAGCGGGAAAGAAGGCAAUAACGGUUACCCUGCAUGCUUGCUUGCAAGAGCCAGCCAGCAGCCCAUAGUAGGAUGGGACGAGCACCUCUGCCAUAUCCUCUCCAAGGACUAUAAAUACAUACAGUUGUAUCAUUUGCUUUUUCUUUUCUCUUUCUUUCUUCUUCUUCUUCUUGGCUUUUCCAUGGUAAUUAAUUAAUUAAUCAAUCGUAAAGUGUAUUGUAACAAUUGUUUGAUUGCGCCAACUUGGCCGACUGUCAUCACCAACA